Molecule: messenger RNA, 2889 nt
Organism: Lindgomyces ingoldianus
Lineage: Eukaryota; Fungi; Ascomycota; Dothideomycetes; Pleosporales; Lindgomycetaceae
Exons: 1
Coding region: 98-2647 (849 amino acids)
Source: RefSeq, a predicted model, not a curated record
UAGAUUUGACGACCUCACACUUUUGUCUCCCAACAUCGGCCAGCCGGAUCGUUGUUGAGCACAAUUCAAUAAUCCAAGCUUCUUCGUUCUGGUAACUAUGGCCGAGUGGGAAGAAGUUGAGGAGUACCAGACUUUCGGCUAUAUUGAUGACCGGUAUUUGUCGGCAGAUUCUGCCUCAAGACGUCCUCUCUCGACAAGACGUCCUCUUUCAAGGGGUCCCCAUGAAAGAAGACCUUCAUUACACCGUCGCUACCACUCUGACAACGAGGCCAUCAGUGACAGGGGAUCUGAUUUCCCGGAUUUCCAUGACCCGGAGUCACUACCUAUGCGAGCACAUCCCAUCUCUGUCCCCCGAGUCCCGUCGCCUCCUAUUCCGAACUGGCCACGGCUACACGGAGAAGUAUCUAGAACCAAACAAAUUCCCUCACCUCCUCCGCUACACCGAGGAUCAAGGAAGCGAGUCCCAUCGCUUCCCCCACGCAAUCGCCGUGCAUCCUCCCCGCCUUCUAAGUUUAAGCAAGCCUCAUCGCCUCCACUAUUUAGCCACCGCAGAAGCUCCAUUAAGGUUUUGCGACCGGCACGUAGCCGUACCCCCCGACCAUCUUCCCCAGCCGACGAUGAUGCUUACUACUACUCGGAAAAGCGUAGUCAAUCCCCAGGAAUGAAGUCUCGCAGACACGAAAGAAAUUCGUAUCCUGUCCCCGGCGGUUUCCCCUCUGCUCCAGGAGUGAUUCUACCAGAAGAUUCUCGAUCGGAUGUAUCAACAUCGCGCUUCGGGUGGCGACCUUGGUCUACUAAAACGCCUUCCGCAGCUACGUCAGGCUCAACAUCUAGACCGUCCGCCUCCCGAACAUCAUCUUCUGGAGUGAUUGGUGAUAAAAUUUACCAGUAUAAUGAGCUUCGAGAGUUAGAGUUCAGACUGAUAAGGAUCUUACCCGCAAGGAUGUCUACAAUCAAAUGCGAAAUCCUUCAUGCGUCGCUCGAAACCCCUCCCCACUAUAUCGCCAUAUCCUACGCAUGGGGAGAUGCUAGCGAUACACGGAGAGUUAUCCUUGAAAGUGUCAGCAUUCCAGUUGCCGCUAGCCUCCAUGGUGCUUUGGAAGCUCUUCGAGAAAAGCGAGAAACUGUUCUGGUCUGGGUUGACGCGCUCUGCAUCGAUCAGCAGAACAGAGACGAAAGGACUCAGCAGGUACAAAUGAUGACACGGAUCUAUAGCAAGGCAGAUUCUGUGGCUAUCUGGCUGGGUCCAGAGGCAGAUGACAGCAACCUAGCGGCGGCAUUACUGGAAGAGGUGGCCUCGAGAGCCGACUCUGUGAAGGACGUAAAAUCUCUCAUAUCUGCAGGGGUUGGGAAACCAGAUUUUGCCGCCGUAGUCUCGCUAUUUGAAAGAGACUACUGGAGGAGGUUGUGGGUUGUUCAAGAGGUCUUCAAUGCCAAGGAUAUUGUGGUCUACUGUGGCUCCACCAAGCUACCCUGGGAUGUUUUCAGACUAGCAUCGCAUGUCUUUUGGCGCCACAAAGACGACCUCGGCUACUAUUUUCCCGGGGGGAAUAACCAGAAAGUCUCUCAGAAUCAGUCUACUUACUCGCAAGUUCUAGUGUACCAAGGCCCCGGCAGCUUUCCGGACCUUAAUUCUCUCAUUGGCUUCGGCGAAGAAUCCCUCCUCGAGGUGAUGCGAGCAUGCAGAAGAAAGCUUAGCUCAGACCCUCGAGAUAAGGUCUUUGGGAUUCUAGGCGUCCUGCCACAAGAGAUUCGCAGCGAAUUUGCUGUUGACUACACCUUGUCCGUGAAGGACGUAUACAUCAACGUUGUGGAUUACAUCCUUUCCACGACGGAUAGCCUCGACAUUAUCUGCGAAUCCAUCCAUUUUCCCCUUCACACGAGCUCGGCCAGCCUACCUACGUGGGUGCCGGAUUGGUCAUACAUGCCUGAGACAACCGCUCUAUCCCGUAUAUGCGACUUCUCUGCUGCAAGCACAACCAAAACCGAAUGCAGAUUUGCUGAUGAGCGGCGGAAUAAAAUUGAAAUUUCCGCUAUAUACGUCGAUACAAUCAUUCUGCAUGGCAUUGCCGUAGGAACGCUCUGCACAUUGGCUGAUUACCUCAUGGCUUUCCUUCAUUGGCGUGCUUUGCUAUUGGACAGCGGAGACAACGAAGAGGAACACUACAACCUACUCGUGCAGGACACAUUUUGCAGGACUUUAUGUCUAGACCAGGUCCCUUCGCAGUGGGACAAUUCCACUGACUGGCUAACUGUCUGCUAUUUUGUCUUCGCAUCCUUGAUCCGCGAUAGACUGCCGCGACUUUCGCUUGAUCGAGAACUUCGUCGUUACGCUAGUGCAAAGGUGAAUAUCGAUUCGGGGGCCCGGCGACAAUUUCUUCAAGAACAUUUUGGCUCAAGAAUGAUGGGUCGCUGUUUCUGUAUCACCGAAGAGGGUCGCAUGGGUAUCGGGUCGGGAUUUAUGGCCGUUGGCGAUGUCGUUGUUGUGCCGCUAGGCUGCUCCACUCCUGUCAUCCUCCGUCCAGAAGGCAAUCGUGGGGAGUAUCGGUUCGUGGGCGAUAUUUACAUCAAUGGAUACAUGCAUGGGAAAGCAGUGGAGAAAUGGAGAAGUGGGGAAAAAGAGUUGCAAAAGUACGUUCUCCAUUAAUGAGGCUCAUCUGCGGUAGGGUACCACAUCAGCAAUCCCAGCGGACAAAGUCGUGAGCUGUCGGUACACACAAGAUAUACUACGGGGUGUGCUAAUGUGUUGGGGGAUGAAGGUUUAUGUCCAGCGCAACAUCUGCGUGGACGGAAGUCCAGGGACACAUUGUUGCCGGGAGAGGCGAGACUUCUCCGGAAUUAGAUUGAAACCAAUAGCAGAUUUAACUUAGAGUCAAAUAUGAGUGUUGG